GUGUUGAACUCCCUGAGUAGGGGCAGACCAGAGGAGGCAGGGGAUGGGCUACACCCAGAGUAGAAAUUAGAAAAUCUCACACAAUCAGGCUCAAUACAACUUGAUUUGGAGAGUUAGUUGGCCCCCACUUUUUUGGUUCCCUAUAAAAUGGUUUUCAUAGGGAUGCACGUUGCAAAAUCAAAUUUGAGCAAAUAAGCUUCUACACUGACUGACAGUUGAUGAAGUCUCACCAUUUAUGUACCUUUCAUGUUACCAGUCAAACCAUUUUUUUUGCUGGAUCAAAUUGAGUCACCUAACUUACCUGUAAAUUCCAUAAGCUUAUGAUUCAUUUUCAUUUGACCAAAUGCAAAGCCAUUGGCUAAAACUGAGUGCUUUGACCAUGUUCAUCUCUGUUACUGUUAGCCAACUGCAGGCUAACUGGCAGCAGAUUUAUGGUGUAUAUGUUUCUGUUCCAACCGAUCCUAAUGGCUGCUUCUUUGACUUUUUAUUGCAGUUGAUUUUGAAUAAGGUUCUCCUGCUUGGCUCAGCUACUCAAACAAUUGUUGGUAGGCCGAUUGUGCCACAUGCAGCUGUUUGUGCAGUUGUUGAGGAGCAUGCAUUAGAUGCAAAGGUAAUUAUUUUCAAGAAAAAGAGAAGGAAAAAUUACAGGCGAAUUAAGGGACAUCGCCAGGAACUGACCAAGUUGAGGAUAACUGAUAUACAAGGAAUUGAAAAACCAGAACCAAAUGCUGAAGGAAAGCCUUUAAAGUUGGCUACUGAGAAGCCAGAGAAGCUCAUGGCUGCUGCUUAGGAAGGGAUGUCACCAGGGCUGUUUAUUGUAACAAAUGGCUCUCCAUGAUUCAAUGUAUACUUGUGAUGUCCAUUGAGGCCGAAUUUUACUAGCCAAGUAGGCCCUGGUUGUGGGGAUGGUUUGGUUGAAUCAUGCUUUGCUCUUCCAAGAACUGAGGUCAAAUUUUGUGUUUUUGCAUUUCUUGUUCAUUUAUUUGUAUUUGGUAACCUAGAUGGUGGGAUUUCACUUAACACACUCCUUCCCAAGUACAGUUUUUUCCUAGUUCAGACCAAGUUGCAGGUUGUAGCAGUUCAUUGGAAAUUAAAUUUAAUAAAGCUUUCUCAACCAG
Rubroshorea leprosula is the source of this 1118-nucleotide messenger RNA. Lineage: Eukaryota; Viridiplantae; Streptophyta; Magnoliopsida; Malvales; Dipterocarpaceae. The record is from the annotation of a GenBank genome assembly.